Anneissia japonica is the source of this 986-nucleotide messenger RNA. RefSeq lists its product as uncharacterized. The record is from RefSeq and is a predicted model, not a curated record. Gene Ontology annotation, cellular component: adherens junction. The coding region runs from base 23 to 973 and encodes 316 amino acids. The transcript is spliced from 2 exons. Lineage: Eukaryota; Metazoa; Echinodermata; Crinoidea; Comatulida; Comatulidae. Gene Ontology annotation, biological process: heterophilic cell-cell adhesion; homophilic cell-cell adhesion.
UACUAUUAUAAGGGAAAACAAAAUGUUACAAUCAGCUAUCAUUGUUUUCGGACUAUUUUUAAAUCAUCAAGUUAAUUGCAUAUCGUUUAUUGUACAUCCAGAAAACUCAACCGUCGACUCACUGGGAACAGUUUCACUGACUUGCAUUGUACAAUUUGAAAAAGCGUCACCUAAAAAAUACAACAUGAAAUGGAAGAAAGACGGAGAUUAUAUAUCUACAGAUGAAAAUGUAAAAGCCGUCUUGAAAGAUGCAAGACAUUUUAUUGUGACUAUUAAAAAAGGUUUGAUACCGCCUGGGAGACAAGCUUUAUUCAUUUGUAAAACUGACGCUAAUCCAGCCGUUACUCAUUAUACAUGGACAACUGCUCCGACACUCAACGAUGAUACUGAAUACAACAUUGAUGAUACUGGACAAGUGUUCAUGUUAUUAAAGCCUACAAUUAACCACGAUGGAAUAGUGAUCACGUGUGAAGCUAAAAAUCAAGUUGGUAGCUCGUCAAAUAAUGUAACAAUAUUUAUACAAACUGAGCCUCAGAAUGACGUUACAAGCGAUAAUGGGGAUAAAGAUUCAAAAAAUAUUGGCAAUGAAAAAAAUGAUGAACCGCCACUUGAUAAUAACAAUAUUGAAGAUAAAUCAUCAUCAGGACUAUCCAUUGACGUUAUUGUCAUUAUUAUUGUUGGCAGUGUAGUUUUAUUGGUAAUAAUUGUCAUGAUUCCAGUGUAUUAUUAUUGUUUAUGUUCAAGAAAUUCCUCAUCAAACCAGACGACAACUAUAGUACAUCAACCUGAAGUGUACUUUGAGCCUGGAGACCGAAUGACGUUGCCUUUACCUCACGCUAGAGAUGUUGCGAUCUGGAGAAGAUCGUUUGGUGCUCAAGCACCAGAUGAUAAGGAAGUAGAUGCCAUGUAUUUAGAAAUACAAAGUAACCAUUACAUAUAUGCUACCAAAAGUAAAUGUAAUACAAUCAGAUAAAAAUUAUACAAAC